AUGAGGCCGGGGGCAACGCACACAAGUGAGGUGGGCCCCACAGGCAAGGCAAUAGGUAUUGAGCACAUAGAAGAAUUGGUCCAUGAAUCCCUUAGGAACGUCAGAAAAGAUGACCCAAACUUACUUAGUUCUGGACGAGUGAAACUUUUAGUUGGGGAUGGUAGGACGGGAUAUCCUGAAGAAGCCCCAUAUGAUGCCAUCCAUGUUGGAGCAGCUGCACCCACUGUGCCAAUGGAGUUGCUGAAUGAACUGAAACCUGGAGGACGACUGAUUUUGCCAGUGGGGCCAGAAAAUGGAAACCAGGUUAUGAUGCAGUUUGACAAAACGAUGGAUGGCCAGAUUGUGGAAAAGCAUCUGAUGGGUGUGAUAUAUGUUCCUCUGACAGACAAAGAAAAACAGUGGCCUCGGGGUGAACUUUAAAAGAUUUAAAUAAAUUGAAGAGGUGGUCGUACGCAAAGGAAAUUAAUGUAUUGAACUUAGGAGCACUUACAAAAAAAAAAA
This is a messenger RNA of Notechis scutatus (mainland tiger snake), 501 nucleotides long. The record is from RefSeq and is a predicted model, not a curated record. NCBI's taxonomy places the organism in Eukaryota, Metazoa, Chordata, Lepidosauria, Squamata, Elapidae.